AUGGUUUCUCUUCUUCGUACCACCGGUCGCUCGCGGGCGAUUCUUCCUCGCGUGAAUCCUUACGCAGCCUCAAGGGUACCAACGGCGCUCAAUAGACGAUAUGCUACCGCAGCCGCCGCGGUCGCUACAGACAGCGGAGAGCAGUCGUUCUUUCCCGACGAGCCCAAGCAGCCAACUGUAAAGACACAGAUUCCUGGGCCCAACAGCCAAAAGGCUAUUGAGAAACUUGGCAAGGUGUUUGAUAUCCGAAGCUUGAACAUGAUGGCCGACUAUUCACGAAGCUACGGCAACUAUAUCGCCGACCUCGAUGGCAACGUGCUUCUCGAUGUAUACGCCCAGAUUGCCUCUAUCCCCGUUGGCUACAACAACCCGUCUCUUCUUCUCGCAGCCACCUCCCCAGAAAUGGCCUCAGCCAUCAUCAACCGACCCGCACUCGGAAACUUCCCUCAACACGACUGGGCCGACAUUCUCGAAAGCGGCAUCCUCUCCGUAGCACCCAAAGGCCUCAACCAAGUCUUCACCGCCCAAGCCGGUUCCGACGCCAAUGAGCUCGCCUACAAAGCCGCCUUCAUGUGGAAGCGUCAACAGCAACGUGGCGGCGCCGACGUCGACUUCUCCGCCGAAGACAUCGCCUCCUCGAUGAACAACAAAUCCCCCGGUGCGCCCGACAUGUCUAUCCUCAGCUUCAAAACCGGAUUCCACGGCCGCCUCUUCGGCAGUCUCUCCACCACCCGCUCAAAGCCCAUCCACAAACUCGACAUCCCAGCCUUUGACUGGCCCCAAGCCCCCUUCCCCCAACUCAAGUACCCACUCUCCGAACACGAAGCCGAAAACCGACGCGAAGAGCAGCGCUGUCUCGACGAAACAGAAGAACUCCUCCAAAACUACCACAACAAGCCCGUCGCCGCCGUCGUCGAACCCGUCCAAUCCGAAGGCGGCGACAACCACGCUACCCCCUUCUUCUUCCAGGGACUUCGCGAAAUCACCAAAAAACACAACGUCCUCCUCAUCGUCGACGAAGUCCAAACCGGCGUCGGCGCAACAGGCAAAUUCUGGGCCCACGAGCACUGGGGCCUCGCUUCCCCACCGGACAUUGUUACCUUUUCCAAGAAAGCGCAGACGGCGGGUUAUUAUUUCGGCAACGAUGAGUUGAGGCCCAAUAAACCGUAUCGUCAGUUUAACACGUGGAUGGGUGAUCCCGCGCGCGCCAUCUUGUUCCGCGCUAUCAUCCAGGAGAUUCGGCGGUUGGAUUUGGUCAACAGUACCGCCGCCACCGGUGACUAUCUUUUCAGUGGAUUGGAGAGGCUGGCGGAGAGGUAUCCGAGUGAGAUUCAGAAUCUGCGCGGAAAGGGUCAGGGCACUUUUAUUGCGUUUGAUAGUGGUAGGAGGGAUGAGGUGUUGAAGAAGGCCAAGGGCCAAGGGGUGAAUAUCGGGGGGUCAGGGGAGAAGGCCGUCAGGUUACGGCCCAUGCUUAUUUUCCAGAAGCAGCAUGCGGAUUUGUUGCUGGAGAGGUUGGAGAAUGUGUUUAGGGAGUAG
Molecule: messenger RNA, 1536 nt
Organism: Bipolaris oryzae ATCC 44560
Lineage: Eukaryota; Fungi; Ascomycota; Dothideomycetes; Pleosporales; Pleosporaceae
Exons: 2
Coding region: 1-1536 (511 amino acids)
Biological process (GO): GABA catabolic process
Cellular component (GO): mitochondrion
Molecular function (GO): pyridoxal phosphate binding
Source: RefSeq, a predicted model, not a curated record